UUAACAGUUCCAUUAGUGCUGUCAACGAGUUUAAUUAACAAAAACCGAACAGAGGGAAAGAAACAGUGGAUCCCUGCAAUUAAAUUGAACAAACGAAAAAAAAUAAAAUUAAAAUAAAUUACAAAAUAAAAGCAAGUACAUACAAACGAGCAAAAGAAAUAUUCCGAGUGAUUGUGCAUUUGGGUUUACGAUGUGUUUUCAUUCGUUGAACAAUCUAUAUACAGAUCGAUAAUUAGUGGAUUACCAUUUCUCUUGCACUGCGUUUGAUCCAUUUAAUCAAUCUCUUGAUAAUACAUAAGUAAACCUAGAACAUGAAAAGUAAAAAUCGCCGAUGGUUGUUUGCAUGGGCAAUAGCCUCAUCCCUGCUUCAGAUCUUACAGUGCGAACCGGUGGAAGUAAACAACGUAGUUAACAGCACGAAACAUGACGACUCGAUAGGUACGAAAGAGGUUCGGAGCAUAUUUUCACCCCAAAUGGAUUACGAGCAGUGGACGCCCGUAGGUAGAGCCGAUCCUUUCAACGACCCUACUUAUGAUUAUGUUCCGCCAGUUUUAGAGCGUGUACAUUACUGGGUCGAUCCAGCGCAACGUAAACCUGAUCCUCCCUUACCGGGUGAAAAUCAGAAGACUGAGAUCUUGGUGCUCGGAGUCAGCUCCAAUAAACCAAGCAGUCCCUCGAUAAACGCAGAAUCAAGAAGGGAUACCUACGAUCCCUUCGUGAAAUUCGUCGACGGGCCAAAGUUUCAAAGUACUUACCAAAGAAUUUCGCGACCACAUUUCCAAAUGCCUUCGUAUCCCUUCUUCAACUCGCCCUACCAUAAAGCCAAGGGCAGUUCCGAGAGGGUGGUCUAUAAAACCGAGCAAAGAGUACCAUACACCAUUUUAAUGCCACCGCCUAUACCCUCGUCAAAACCAAUAACGGAGUCGUUCACAACCCCGAGCAGCACGUCAUACACGAUCCAAGAAGCUAACCUCAUUUACCAAUCGAGUACAACGAGCCAGCAGCAGCAGCAGCAUGAAUGGAAAGACGACAAAAAUUUCUACACCGUCGCUGAUUCUAGCAGCGUAGUUACUUGGAGGACUCCUCUCCCGUACGAGUUCAAUGAUCAAGCUGAGAAAGUGAAGAAUACUACGGAAGAAAUUCAAAUUAGCGGACCAGAUCUUAUGUUCAAAGGACAAGUUUCUAAUGGGGACAUGGACGUAUCAAGCACUUACGUCAAUAUUGGAAAGCCCGAAGCUCAAGUGCAUUCGAUUUCCGGAACUUCUGCAAUGAACGUUGAUCCUCCGGUUUUGACUCAAAUGAAAAAUCCGAUAACCUUACAAUCUCUUCAAACUAUGCAAACAAUGCAACCACCAUCGAUGGCAACAAUAAAAUCAAACUCUUUGGCCACAUUAUUGGAAAAGGAAAUAACUCCAGCAAUGAUGAGUACUUACAUGGCGAAUAUUCCCAAAGCUACAACUAAGGCGUAUACAACAACAACAACCCCUAUACCAAGCACAACAUCAAUCCAUUCUUUGACAACGGAUCCUUUGUUCAGACAUUAUAAGCAACCUUCUGAGCCGCUCAGGGGUCCAAUGUAUUUAAUAAUUCAAGGACACUCCAAGGUGAAGACAUAUGGACCGUCUAAACAGAUGCAUGGGAUCAAGAUACACGAGAGCAACGAGAUUCCAAUCAAUGAUUACAAAGACGCAUUACAGGUGAAGCAUUUGCACUCAUACAAAAAGAAACCUGAAGAGACUGCACGGAUCGGGAGGGCUAAGAAUUUCGAUACGCUCUCGCAAGCCGUCCGGACGGGUUUCGGUGCCAUAGAAUAUGCAAAUCGCGACAUUCAAGAGACUGAGCUGACAGCUGGAUUCGAUGUAGAAGCCGCCCCCGCUUCCAGUGAAAUCUAUCACAAAGGAAUCGUGGAAGAGGCGAAAUUAAAAGAAGCUUAAUCGUUUGAAGAGGAGAAGAAGAAAGAGAAUACAUGUGAUUUCACUUUAUG
Molecule: messenger RNA, 1984 nt
Organism: Nicrophorus vespilloides
Lineage: Eukaryota; Metazoa; Arthropoda; Insecta; Coleoptera; Silphidae
Exons: 3
Coding region: 312-1934 (540 amino acids)
Source: RefSeq, a predicted model, not a curated record